AUGAACAAAAUGAAAAGUGAUGAGAAAAGGAACACACACGAUACAAACCUUAAGAAUAAAAGUAGCGGUAAACAAGCCCUCGCAAGUGUGGAAAAAAAGAAAAAUGCAAACAAUGAUCAUAGUAAUAUAGAUGACUCAAAGAAUAACGGCAAGCAAAAGUUGGAAGGCAACUCUGAGAGUGACAUGAAAAAAAAAAACGAAAAGAACGUGGAAAAAGGGGGUCACAAGAAUAGCGAAAAAAAUGUAGAAAAAGGUGGGCAAGUAAAAAACAAAAGUCCUUCAUCCUCGAAUAGUAGAAGCAAACUGGAUAACGCCAGGACGAUUGAAAAAAAAGAAAGCAUCAAAGGUUUCUCAAAUGAUUCGUUAAAGGUGAAAAGUUCGAAUUCACGAGAAAGCAUAAAAUCUUUUAAAUCUAAUAAAAAUGAAAAGGGACGAGAUGAAGGAGGAACAGAAGGAGAGUAUAAAAAGGAGAAAAUCCUCACCAACGGUGACAAAAAAAAGAAAGAUCAUUCAACUGAUAAACAUGUUGUAAAAGUAAGUAAUAAAUUAAUUUCAAAGAAUAGUAAUUCAAAAAGUGCGAGCAAUAGUGACACUGUUACCACGCAAAACAGCAACGGAUCAAGUAAAGGCAGUGAUGAAAAGGUCAAAAAAAACCUUUUUGCAUCCAGCUCAAAGGAAAAAAUGAAAAAUAUCACAUCUUUCACUAACCACAGUAAUAAUAGCAACAAUAGAAACACUACUAACGCUACUAACAGUAGGAACACUAGCAACACCAGCAACAUUAGCAAUAAUCGCAACAAUAGCAACAGUAGCAGUAAUCAGAAUAGUAGCAGUAAAGGGGGGUCGAUCAAGGGAGAAUCUAAGAAUGACGUGUCUAAGAGUGGCUCUUCCAAAAGUGGAUCAUCAAAGAAUGAUGCAUCUAAGAGUAUUCCAUCGAAAAGUGCUUUUUCCAAAAAUGGAUCAUCGAAGAAUGAUACAUCUAAGAACGCUUCAUCAAAAAUUGACGCACAAAGAAGCGACUCUUUGAAAUGUGAUUCAUCAAAAAAUGAGGUACCACCACCAAUAAAUAAAUCAUCAAAAAGUUGUUUAUCGAGAAAUGAUUCCAUAAAAAGUAGCUCAUCGAAGAAUCUGACAUCUAAAAAUGAUUCACUUAAAAGUAACUCAACAAAAAAUCUCUCAAAAUCCAGUAGCCACGAAACGAUAAAUAAUGAAAACCAUAAAAAAGUAAAAAAAAGUGAAACAUCAUCGAACAACAAUAAAGUAGUAAGAAAAAGUAGCGAAACUGCAAAGGAAAUAGUAAGUAAUAACAGAUCUAAUUCAAAAGAAGGGAAUUCUAAGACAAGUAAAAGUAGCAAAGAUGUAAAGAAAAACAUAAAAACAGAAAAAGAGAAAAACGGAAAAAGUGUAAGCGAAAGCGAUGAUAAUUUGAAUGUACAUGAAAGUUCUAAAAAGAAGAAAAGUAACGCAAGUAGUAGAGAAAGUGAAACAAUGAAGAAUAAGAACUCUAAGAGUAGUAAAUCAUUUGUAGUAACAGAUUCAAAUAGGAAAAAAGAUCUUACAAAGAAGGGAUCAUCAGGACAGCAGAAAAAUAAUAAGAAGAGUAACUCAGUUAAGGAUCUCCGGACACACACUAAAUCUAGUAAGAGUAAAACUAGUAUGAAGGAGAAAAAGAAAAGCGCUAAAUAUAAGGAGGAGGAAGAAGAAGAGGAAGAAGAAGAGGAAGAAGAAGAAGAAGAAGAAGAAGAAGAAGAGGAAGAAGAAGAGGAAGAAGAAGAAGAAGAAGAUAUAGAAGAAGAGGAGGAAGAAGAUGUAGAAGUAGAGGCAGAUGAAAAAGAAGGAGAAGAAGAGGAAGAAGCAGAAGAAACAGAAGAAGAAGAAGAAGAAGAAGAAGAAGAAGAAGAUGACGAUGAUGACGACGAUGAAUAUCAUGAAGGGAAGAAAAGACGAUUAAGCACAUCAUCAUCGAAACAAACAAUGAAAAAGAAAAUAAAUGCAACGAAGACUAAAAAGAAGAAGAAGAGGAGCUCAUUUAGUCUGAAAAAGAAGAAGAAAAAAUAUUUGAAAGUAAAUGAACAAGAAAGUAGUAAAAGCAAAGUGGUUAAAAAGGAAGAAGUAAAAAAAGAAGAAAAAAAAAAAAAGAAAUCAAAAAAGAGUGUAAAAAAUGAAAAUGUAUCAUUGAAGGAUGUAGAAGAGGAAGAAAAUUCCUAUUUUGAUGAUAAUGAAUAUUCUGAGAAUGCAAGAAAAAUUGCCUUAGAAGAAAGAGAAAGAAAAAGGCAAUUAAAAGAAAAUUAUAUUAAACAGAUGAAGUUACCUACAUAUGCAGAUGAUGAAUCUAUACUUUUUAUUAAUAAUCCUAAUUAUGUUAUGGUGUUACUGUUCUUAACAGUUUAUAAAGAUGUGUUGAAAAUGAGUUGGAAUUUCAAAGACAUUGAUGAAAUGUUUCAAAAUAAAGAGACUACCGAAUUUGGAAGAAAUUUUAUUUUAAAGUUAUUUUUUUUUUUAGGUAGAUAUUUUAACUCGAAAUCAAUAUUUAUGUACAAGUACAUAUCUAGAAUAUUUGAAGAUAAGCAAUCUUCCUUAAUGAGGGUUGUGAAUUUUAAUGAACUUUUUCCUGUGAUAGAAGGGAGAAAAGAGAAAAAAAACAAAUCAGGAAGUGGUGGAUUUUUAGGUGGCUCAAGUGGAGUAAAUUCCAAGAAAAAAAAGGACAAAAAGAAGAAGAAGGCAAAGGCUGUAAUUGCCAAAGCGGAGGAAUUGUUUGAUGCUGAGACUAUUGAACAUGCGUAUGUAAAUGAGUUUGAUGGGGAGGAGAAGGACGAGAAUGAUGAGAAUGAUGAGAUUGAUGAUAAUGACGAGAAUGACGAGAAUGGCGAGAAUGACGAGAAUGGCGAGAAUGACGAGAAUGGCGAGAAUGACGAGAACGAUGAUCAUGACGAUGGAGAAGAACGGACCGAAGAUGAGAAUAGGGUUGGAAGAGUGGAUAGAGAAAACAAAAAAAUAAAUAAAACAAGGCCAAGUGAUGCAAAUGAGAAAUCUAUGAACCAAUACAAAGAUGAACAAUCAGCAGUUCUUGCAAGUGAGGAUGAAGAAGAUGAAGAAGAGGAAGAAGAAGAAGAAGAAGAAGAUGAAGAAAGAAAAUCAGAUAAAAAUAAUUUAUCAGAUGAACUAAAUGAAAAAAGAAGAGAUAUCUAUGCUUCAAACUUUAGCAAUAAAACAGAGAAUGAUCCUUUUGAAAAGGAAUUAGGGGAUGAUAAGUUAAAGGGUGCAACGAAGAACAUAGGAAAUUUUGACAUAGGAGAUGAGGAAGAAGAUAAUGUAGAAAACGACGCAUCUGAAAUGACGAAAGGUGUUGACAGUAUGAAAAUGGUUAAUUCUAAUGGCACAGCAUCUCUUGAGGAGAUGAUUAAGGGAGACAAUAAUAACCCGUGUGGAGAAGAUGAAAAGUAUAAAGAAGCUUCAAAUGAGAAAUAUGGUUACAGGGAUAGUUUGAACAGUGUAAGGAGUGAGAUUAAGAAAAAUGAUGUGAAUGGUGUGAAUUGCGAAAAUGAAGAGAAUGUCGAGAAUGGAGAGAAUGCAAAUAAGGACGGAUUGAGCAAGAAAUUAUUUUUUGAAUGGGAUGAUCUGAAUGUUACAUCCAAAUUGAGAAUAAUCAGGAUGUUGUUAAAUUUGGUUUUAUGCGAAAGUAACAAUUUAAAAAAAAUGUUAAUAGCGGAAAAAAUUGAUUACAAUAAUGGAUAUUUAGGAAAAAUAAACAAUGACAAGUAUUGGUUCAUAUUAAAUGACACAGUUAACAUUGAAUUUAAGUUAUAUAUUGAAAAGGAAGAGAAAGGAAUUUUUGAAUUUUUAUGCGAUGAUGAUGAUGUUUUGUAUAAUAUUGGCUAUAAUCUGUUAAAGGAUAGUGAAACCAAGAUAAUGGGACAGACUAUUAUUGACAGGUAUAAUAAAAUUUGUAGGGAGAGAAGAAAUAGAAGUAGGAUUUUGAAACAACAAAAGAAGCUUAGCACAGAUUUUAAUAUGAACAAUGAUCUUUUAUUAACCUCAAAAAAGAGACAACAUAAACAAGUAGAAUAUUUCAAUUUCGAUAAUGACAAAAUGAGAAAGAAGAAAAAUGAAAACGGGGCCUAUAAUAGUAGUGGUAUGCAUAAUAAUAGUGGUAGUUAUAAUUCAUAUACUUCAAAUACUAAUAAUCCAUAUUCUGUGCAAAAAAAUAAUUAUCAAAAGAAUGAUAGAUCCUUUAGAUUAGCAGCGAGAAAUGCUCAGAAAGGGGACAGUUUAGUAGCAGAUUUUGAUGCAUCAGAAAAUCAGGAUUUUUUUAACAAUGGAAACCCGAUGGCUGGAUUGGAAGGGAUAAUAAACAAAGGAGUAGGAGGGGUAAUAAUUGGAAAUGGAGCUGAUGGUGUGACAGGCGUUGGAGAAGCAGCUAUAGCUGGAGUGGCCGGAGUAGCUGGAGAAGGAGGUGUUGUCUUGAGUAGUCUCAAUAGUGUUAAUAGUAACAUAGGAUCGGGAACUAUAUUUUCCACAUCUGGUACUACUGCAGGUAUGAAUAAUCCAGGAGCAAUCCCCAUUAUGGGUGAAAACAACGUUGUGGUUAAAGUGCCUCAGAAGAGAGGACGAAAGAAAAAAUCUGAAAAGAAAAAAAGAGGACGAAAAAAGAAAAUUUUGCCAGAAGCUGAAAUGGGAUUAGCAGCAGGUGGGUUAGGCACAGAUCCUAAUAACCCUCUUGGUAUUAUGAGUUCGAAAGAGACAAAGAAAAGUUUGUCAAGCACUCCUAGGGUAAGGAAAACUCCAUAUACAAAGAGGAAUAUUAAACCAACUGUUUCAAUUAAGUAUGGAACUAGAAGUCAUUCUAUAAGUAAAAAUGAAAGCGAUCCUAUACAAUUCAACGAUUUUAGCUUAACUCAUAGUUUAAACAAUGAACAUUUUUAUAAAAAUGAAAAUAUGAUGGAUUCAAAAUUUUUUAAUCCAAAUAUAAGUAAUCCAUAUAAUAUGCAGAACAAUCUUUUGAAUAUGAGAGGAAAUAAAUUGGCUGGCACUCCUGGGAGUUACAAUUUUCCCUAUAUGUAUAACCCCCAAUUAUACAAUCAAUAUUAUAUGUACAAUGGGAAUAUGUACAUGUUGAACAAUAAUCCAGGUGGAAAUCAUCUCUUCAGUCAGAAGAGUGCUCCACCACCACUCGGUGCAGGUAGCAAUAUACCAAUUGGAGGUAGCAAUGUACCAAUUGGAGGUAGCAAUAUUCCAAGUGAAGGGAGCAAUGUAGCUCGAUCUGGGACUAGCAUGAAUUCUUUGGGAAGUUUUAAUAGUGCUAUAGGAAGUAUUGGAAAUGGCCAAGGUGGUAAUAAUAGUAGUAGCACCGAUAAUGGAAAGGAUAUUAAGAAUGAAUGCACCUUCAUGACUAAGAGAAGUACGCUAAAAGGGACAACAACAACAACAAGCAGUUUGAAUAGCAUGAAUGGUACUGGAACGAAAGGUGCAAUGAGUAGUAACGACCCAGAUAAUCAAAUGUAUAAUGAAAUGAAUGGUGCCGAGAGGGAUGUGGCUGUCGCUAUGAAUGGCCCCAUGAGCAGCCCUCUAAAAGGAUCUUCAAGCAAUCCCUUAAGCAAUCCCAUAAACAAUCACUUAAACAUGAUAAAUUCAGUGAAUGCUAUGGAAGGUGGGGGAGGAGGAGGGAUUAAUAAUAGCAUGAAGUACAUGGAUCCUAUGGUAAACAAUAAUAACCAUUUGAAUAAGUACAAUCCAUAUAUUAUGAACAGAAAUGCAAUGAAUAACAUUGCAUCGAAUCCUAUGUAUAAUAAUAUGUAUAAUUUGAAAUUUCCAUACCUGAAUAAUGACAUGAUGAAUUAUAAUUACAAUUUGAAUAAUUUCCAGAAUAUGAAUUUUGAGAAAAUGAAUAAAAGUGGAAUGUAUAAGAGAUAUCCCAACUUUAUGGGAUCCUCAUUUCCCAUUCCUUAUGGGAAUAUGAAUAGCAAUCCAUAUGCAAAUUUAAAUACGUACAAUUUAAAUUAUCAGAGGAAUGACCAAUUUGGUCUUAUCCCAUUACCUGGAGGAUCAGGUCAAAGUGGUGGAGCAGGAGGAGUAGGAAAUUUUAAGAACAAGAUCACAAGACCACUUCCCAGUGAUAAUGGAACAUUGACGGAGACGUUGAAUGAUUCAAUCCCCAUUCCCCUUAUGGGAAACGAAAACAAUCAUAUGGUUGAUGUAAAGGGUAAAAGUAGUGAUCAUAGUUGA
Molecule: messenger RNA, 6222 nt
Organism: Plasmodium gonderi
Lineage: Eukaryota; Apicomplexa; Aconoidasida; Haemosporida; Plasmodiidae
Exons: 1
Coding region: 1-6222 (2073 amino acids)
Source: RefSeq, a predicted model, not a curated record